Messenger RNA from Fusarium pseudograminearum CS3096, 1842 nucleotides. RefSeq lists its product as uncharacterized. Lineage: Eukaryota; Fungi; Ascomycota; Sordariomycetes; Hypocreales; Nectriaceae. The record is from RefSeq and is a predicted model, not a curated record. Gene Ontology annotation, molecular function: RNA polymerase II cis-regulatory region sequence-specific DNA binding; DNA-binding transcription factor activity, RNA polymerase II-specific. Gene Ontology annotation, biological process: regulation of transcription by RNA polymerase II. The transcript has a single exon. Bases 1 to 1842 code for a protein of 613 amino acids.
AUGGCAUCGGACGCCUCCGCUUUUACCGCGAUCGAUCCCCCGCCCUCAACGCGCACAGAGGCGACCCCUCCUGCUAUCAUCCCUUCAGAGGACGCUGCUAUCAGGCUACUCAAGCGGCCUCGCUCACCGUCUCCUUCAUCGCCGCGCUCUCUCGCCGCGCAGUCCCAGGGUCUUUUGGGUCUUGGCUCACCUGCCAAGUCGGCCCGCUUGGCUCUCGCGUCCAGCCUUUCACCGACGCCUUUGACUGCGGCAGCUGCCCUUGAGGACGAGCGCCGACGACGCGAAGCCGACGAAAACGACGACGGGACACGAGGCCCAGCACCCACAAGCGACAACCCUGGCCACAGGGUCUUAACUUCACUCAUGUCUGGAGGUGUUCAGGCUAUGAGCCGCCCUGCUGACGCGCCUCAGCUGGCGCCAACUGCCGCUAUGGACCCAUCUCCAAAGGCAUCAAAUCCCGUAUCGCUGGCGCAAACCGCGACGAGUCAGGUUGAAGAGCAUGGUGCGACGAGUCCGCACAGCACCAACAGCCUAGCUGGUGUGCCUGUCACAGAGAGUCCAACUCCAAUGGACGUGGACGCGACCAAAGUUGAUCCCCUCCAACAACAGCAUCAACAAUCAUCGCAACAAGUAGUCGAGCAGGAAGAGAGACAUCAGCCUGGAUCAUUGUCAUACCCCGGCUCUCUCCAGGCUACUGGCAAUCUGGCAGAAACUCCUACAAGAGGCAUGAGUUUCCCAAUGCCUACACCUGGUCAGACGUCUCCCACUUCAUCAGGUUCCAAGAAGCAUAAAUGCCCUUACUGCAACACCGAGUUCACGCGCCAUCACAAUCUUAAGAGUCAUUUGUUGACACAUAGCCAAGAAAAGCCCUAUGUUUGCACCGAAUGCCAAAUGCGUUUCCGCCGUCUUCACGAUCUGAAGCGACACGGUAAAUUGCACACUGGCGAGAAGCCUCAUGUCUGCCCCAAGUGCGAUCGAAAGUUUGCUCGUGGCGACGCCCUUGCUCGCCACUCUAAGGGGGCUGGAGGUUGUGCAGGACGACGAUCCAGCAUGGGUAGCUUUGUCGACGACAACGAUUUGGAGAACAGUAUUGCUGAAGCUGACGACUCAGCUAUGUCUGGGCUUGCAUAUGAUAACGCCGACGAAGAAGAGUUGAGACGCCAAAGCCUGCCGAGCAUCACAGCUCAGCAUGUCGCUGGAGCGCAAGCUGAUGGCUACGGCGCGCAUGCUCGAACUUAUCCACCUCCAGGUGCCCGACCUGGAACUGGGGGUCUGUAUCCCCCAAACGUCAAUCAAAACCAGACGAACUCCAACUCGUCGCAGCCUGUCGCCAAUAAUAUUGCCGGGCACAACGCUAAUGCUGGGAUCUCGUCAGUUGCGGCAGCCAAUGCGAAUAUGUAUUCCCAGACUGGCAUAACAGAAAGCCCCAAACCUUUGAGUCCUGGAGUGCAGGGACAUGAAGUUAACAACUUGGCACGUCAACGCUCACCCAGCCUAACUCAGCAGCUGCAACAAGCGCAAUUUGGACGUCGGGCAUCGGAUCUACAAUCGCCGCACAAUCAGUCUCGGCCGAAACUUCCUGGACUAUCGCAUCCUGAAUUUGCUGUACCCGGCUCGACAGGUUUCUCUCAUACGCGGAGCGGGAGCGGCGCACAAUCUACCAACGACAGCGGAAACAUGUUUGCUCAAAGUGAUCCUAGUGUGUGGGCAUACGUUCAGACGUUGGAAGAGAAGAUUAAGGCGCUCACAGACAAGGUUUCGACUCUAGACCAUGUGGUUGCGGACCUGAAACAACAGAUUGAAACGCGCGACGCCGCGGCAGCGGCUGUCGCCAAGGUGUAG